Molecule: messenger RNA, 1281 nt
Organism: Aspergillus fischeri NRRL 181
Lineage: Eukaryota; Fungi; Ascomycota; Eurotiomycetes; Eurotiales; Aspergillaceae
Product: DMT family transporter
Exons: 2
Coding region: 1-1281 (426 amino acids)
Cellular component (GO): membrane
Source: RefSeq, a predicted model, not a curated record
AUGGCGUCCUCUCAACGCCAGUACAAUACUCUCCAAAAUUGCGAGAGUAUCGCUGCGCCUCCGUUAUCGGAGAACGGUCUAAAUGGUUACGAAGAUGACAUCCGCAGACCAUUGCUGGGCUCUUCAUCGUCGACACAUCCAGAAGGCAACGGCAAGGAGGAUUCGCAGUCAUGGCUACGAGCUGUAUACGAGGAAGGAAAAGAGAUCUGGCUCCAGGGUAAGGGCAUGAUUCUGGUGACGUUGGCGCAGUUCUUUGGUGCUUCCAUGAAUGUCAUGACCCAGAUCCUUGAGCUUGACAGCGGGUUACAUCCUUUCCAGAUCCUCUUUGCCCGCAUGUCGGUGACUGUCGUGGCAAGCUACCUCUACAUGUGGUACACCAAGGUUCCACAUCCUUUCGGGACUCGUCCUGUGCUAGGCCUGUUGAUCUUCCGGGCCAUGGGCGGUUUCUUCGGGGUCUACAGCAUCUACUACGCGGUCCAGUAUCUACCUCUUUCCGAGGCCACUGUCCUGACCUUUUUGGCACCCAUCCUCUGCUGCUACGCUUGUUCACUCUUUAUUCCCAACGAGACAUUCACCCGCAGGCAGCAGCUGGCCGCUCUGGUUUCCAUGGUAGGCGUAGUGCUAAUCGCGCGCCCCUUCUCGUCGUCAGCAACGCCUCCCGACCCGGAAAAGCUGGAAGGGCGCAAGCCCGGCACCACGGACGAUUCUCAGCAUAUCGUGGCAAUUUUGGCGAUGAUGGUGGGAGUCCUCGGAUCAACAUGUGCGUACACGUCGAUCCGGAUCAUCGGCCAGCGGUGCCAUCCCUUGGUCUCGGUCACGUAUUUCUCACUGUUCACUACCGUUAUGUCAUUCCUGGCCAUGUUACUGGUGCCUUCCGUGCCGUUCAAGUUGCCUGAAACUGGCUUGGAAUGGACAUUGAUUGUGGGACUUGGGGUUUGUGGAUUUCUGCUGCAGUUUUUGCUGACCGCUGGAUUGUCAUACGCGCCGCCACCUCCGAGAAGAUCUCAGAGGGUCUCCGGAGGAGAUGGCAGUGAUUGUAAGCCGGCGAGAUCCUCCUCUGGGUCACGUGCCACAUCCAUGAUCUACACGCAGAUGUUAUUUGCACUGUUUUAUGACAAGGUGGUCUGGGGUAACACUCUCUCUCCUUUGAGCUGGGCAGGCUCGGCGUUGAUUGUGGGAAGCGCACUGUACGUGGCAUUGGUGCGUGACGGCAAGAAGAGUGCUGCUGCUGCAGUUGCAGUUGACGAGACUGCAGAAGAAGGGAGGGAACCGGUGGCUUGA